GUGUACGCAAAACUGUUGGACAUAUGGACCACGAAAUAAAGUAAAAUCAAUCAAGUCAGAUGCCGUGUAUUUUAUUGGCGGAAAUAAAACGCCAAAAAUUUGUGAUGUCCCUCUCGUCCAAAGUCGUUGGUCGGUACGAGAUAAUCCGUAGUCUUCGAACUAACCACUUUGACAUAGCUGGUUGUGUAUGUACGAAAACCUGGUGGUGGUGUGAGUGCUGAGGAGUGUUGUUUUCAAAUAAGUGCAUUGUUGAUGUAGGGUGAUGGUUGUGAAAGUGGUUCAUUUUAUUGAAAAGAGGAAUCAAGAGUUUUUGGCGCCACAUAACUUUACAAUGAUAAGACGAAGUUUAACUGCUAUUUGUAGCGUGUAGAGUUGAUGGAAGUACGUGUUACUUGUAGAAUGAUUAUUACAUUUCAUGUAGCUCUGCUUGAACUGUGGAAUGUUGUAAAAAAGUGUCUGGAUAUAGGUAAGCACGAAAUUGCGGACACUGUGAUUUAUGCCGGUGUAUCGAGAUAUAGUGUACAUGGUGUUGAAUUCUAUCCACCUGUGAAUGUUCAGAGACAGGAAGCUGUGUAUCAAAUUAUCAGUGACUUCAGUUCCCGUGCGAGUGUUAAAAAAAUUGUUGAUUUCGGCUGUGGUCGCUUUCAGUACUUCAAAUUGUUUAAGAACAUAAUUGGUAUAGAGGAAAUUUUGGAAAUCGAUGUGAAUGAAGAAAUGUUGUACCAUGAGCACUCUCGUAUUGCUCCUACUGCAAGUGACUUUCUGACACGGCGCAAAGUGGACUGUAAAGUGCAAGUUCUGCAAGGAAGUAUUUCAGACUUGGAUUGUCGCUUGUUGGGAACAGAUAUCUUCGUUUGUAUUGAAGUUAUUGAGCAUUUGUUUCCUGAAACUCUUGAAAGUGUGCCGUAUACAGUAUUUGGUUUUAUGAAGCCUCAAAUCGCCAUCUUCAGUACACCUAAUAGGGAUAUCAAUAUUCUGUUCGAUAUGCGGACACCUUUUAGAGAUGAAGAUCACAAGUUUGAAUGGAGUCGAAUGCAGUUUAAGUGCUGGGGGAAUAACAUUGUUCAAAGGUAUCCAGAAUAUGAAGUAAGUUAUUACGGUAUUGGCAAAGGUCCAGAAGGAGCAGAAUCGCUGGGAUGUUGUUCCCAACUGGCAUUAUUUAGCAAGAAACUUGAAACAACAUACCCUGGUCUUGAAAGACCUGAGGGGCAGCUUAUAUACAAAUUAAUUGCCGAGUAUAACUACCUUGCUAACAGUCACGAUGAGGAAGGCAAAAGUGUUUUAGAUGAAGUUUGGGAAAUAAUACAACAUAUGAAUUUGUCCAAUGACUAUUAUGAUGCCGACCUGUGUGUGCCACUGUCGCUUCUGCAUUCCAAACUUAAAUCAAACACACUCACCAUUUCGGAGUUAAGAGAGGUCUUAGAAAAUGGAAUGUGGAAAGUGAGGGAUUGCUCAGGAGAGACAUACGUUUUUCCAUAUGCUGAAAAUAAUAAUGACUCUGAUGACUUUGAAGAUGACCAAUAUGCAGAUGAAAGUGGCCUUUCAGUCGUUGUAGAACAGACUGAAGGCUACGAGAGUAGUUGGGAGCAAUGUGUUCCAGAAGAAGAACAAUGGUCUGUAGAGGAUGAGGCAAGUGUGAAUGAAAUAUCUUAGUGGCAGGUGUUGGUAAUGGAGCACUGUAUAAAAACUUAAGCCCCACAUCACUAACUUCUGAAGAAUUACAAUUAUUUUUCAGUUAGUUGUGUAUCAUCGUCAUCAUUUGUAAAUAAUGCUUUUUUGUUAUAUUAAAUAUUGUGUGUUAA
This is a messenger RNA of Schistocerca gregaria, 1802 nucleotides long. It is a transcript of the gene Hen1, whose product is annotated as small RNA 2'-O-methyltransferase. The coding region runs from base 376 to 1653 and encodes 425 amino acids. The transcript has a single exon. The record is from RefSeq and is a predicted model, not a curated record. Gene Ontology annotation, cellular component: cytoplasm; nucleus. Gene Ontology annotation, biological process: siRNA processing; piRNA processing; RNA methylation. Lineage: Eukaryota; Metazoa; Arthropoda; Insecta; Orthoptera; Acrididae. Gene Ontology annotation, molecular function: O-methyltransferase activity; RNA methyltransferase activity.